AUGAGCUUGUGCGAAUACUGCGUCACCGGUGUCAUUCACGAAGGUGUCGCUGAGGGUAAAUUCGAGAAGGUCGGGGGCAUCGAGUGCUACGUCGCCACUCCAACCAAGGAUUACGCCAAGGAUACAGUCAUCCUCCACCUGACCGAUCUCUUCGGUAUCCAGCUCAUCAACCACCAGCUCCUGGCGGAUAGCUAUGCCCGUAACGGUUUGAAGGUGGUCGUUCCGGACAUCCUGUUCGGCGAUGCAGUGCCCUUGAGCGCGCUCUCCGGUGAUUCGGAUUUCGACUUCGAUGCGUGGCUGGGAAAUCAUGGCCCGAAUGUCAUGAAGCCUAUCGUGGAGAAGGUUAUCACCGCGCUGAAGGCUGAGGGGGUCACCAAGUUCGGCGUAAUCGGAUACUGCUAUGGUGCGCGAGGCGCAGUGGAUUUGGCCUUCCUUGGUGUCCCGUCCGCCGUCGUGCUUAACCACCCGUUUUUGCUGCAGAUCCCUGCAGAUCUGGAGAAAUACAAGGAAGUUUCGAAGGCCUCGUUGCUGAUCAAUAGCUGCGAGACGGACCCGAUGUUCCCCCAGGAUGCGCAGGCCAAGGCGGAUGAACUCUUCGCAUCUGGAUUUGCACCCGGAUACAAGCGCCUCUUCUGGGAGGGAUGUGCCCAUGGCUUCUCCGUCCGUGGAGACCUGAGUGACCCCAAGGUUAAGGCUGGCAAGGAGGGUGCAUUCAAGGAGGCCGUCAAGUUCUUCAAGAAGCACUUAUGA
Molecule: messenger RNA, 750 nt
Organism: Sparassis crispa
Lineage: Eukaryota; Fungi; Basidiomycota; Agaricomycetes; Polyporales; Sparassidaceae
Product: Protein AIM2
Exons: 6
Coding region: 1-750 (249 amino acids)
Molecular function (GO): hydrolase activity
Source: RefSeq, a predicted model, not a curated record